AGAAAAUAGCGGUGAGAAUGGGAUGGCCGGAAGGCGCGAGGAAUCCGUUGUACUCUUACAUGGACGCCUAUCUUUCUAACGAAACCCUGGGGCAAAAACUGCAGCCAUGAGAGCCUUCUUCGUCUCUGUCCUCCCUCCCGUAACCGCUUCGCCUCCUCUCAGACCACUCCACCACCCGGUCAAACCCCUCUCUCAUCUCUACCUUCCUCGGAUUAAGAUAUCCUUGGCCCGAUGGACGAGCCGAAUCCAAAGUAUUCGAGUUCUCAAAGAAGCCGUGGAGGUGGAGACCGGCGCUACGGAGGAAGUCUCAGAAGGAGGCAGCGAGCUCGGGGUUAAUGGAUUUCCUCUGGAGACCAAAGAGGACGGUUUAGAUUCGCCGCCAAAGGUUUCUAGCAGGAAGAAGAAGAAGAGGCCCGAGGAAAGUGACAGCGGAUACGAUAGGUACAAGCUGCGCAAUGGCAGGGAGGUCUUUGAAGAAAAAGCAUACCUUGUUGGAGUUGAAUGUAAAGGUAGUAAAGGGGAUACCUUUGGUAUUGAAGAAUCACUUGAGGAGCUUGCACAAUUAGCUGAUACUGCUGGACUUCUAGUUGUUGGUUCUACUUACCAAAAGCUUGCUUCUCCAAACCCAAGGACUUAUAUUGGUUCUGGCAAGGUUGCUGAAAUCAAGAGUGCAGUUCAUGCUCUCAAUGUCGAGACUGUAAUUUUUGAUGAUGAGUUGUCUGCCGGACAACUGCGUAACUUGGAGAAGGUAUUUGGUGGGGAUGUACGGGUAUGUGAUCGAACUGCUCUCAUCCUGGACAUUUUCAAUCAAAGGGCUGCAACACAUGAAGCUGCUUUACAGGUUUCUUUGGCACAAAUGGAAUAUCAACUUCCGAGGCUAACAAAAAUGUGGGCUCACCUUGAACGUCAGGCGGGAGGCAAGGUUAAGGGAAUGGGUGAGAAACAAAUUGAAGUGGACAAGCGUAUAUUACGCACUCAAAUUGGUGAGUUGAGAAAAGAGUUAGAAUCUGUCCGGAAGCAUCGGAAGCAAUAUCGAAAUCGUCGCUUAUCUGUGCCAGUUCCUGUCGUGUCUUUGGUUGGAUACACAAAUGCUGGAAAGAGUACACUUUUGAAUCACUUGACUGGAGCUGAAGUUCUUGCAGAGGAUCAGUUAUUUGCAACCUUAGAUCCAACUACAAGAAGGGUCCAGAUGAAAAAUGGGAAUGAAUUCCUUCUGACUGAUACCGUAGGAUUUAUUCAAAAGCUACCCACUAUGCUGGUUGCCGCAUUCAGAGCAACAUUAGAGGAAAUAUCUGAGUCAUCGCUUCUAGUUCAUGUUGUGGAUAUCAGCCAUCCAUUAGCUCAGCAACAGAUGGAUGCUGUCGAUAAGGUUCUACAAGAAUUAGAUGUGGCGUCAAUUCCAAAGUUGGUUGUGUGGAAUAAGGUUGACAAGACUGAUGAUCCACAAAGAGUGAAAACUCAAGCUGAAAAACAAGGUGUAAUUUGCAUAUCAGCAAUAAAUGGUGAUGGUCUAGAGCAAUUCUGCAAUGCAAUUCAAACAAAACUUAAGGAUUCAUUGGUACCAGUUGAAGCUUUUGUUCCAUAUGACAAAGGGAUGCUCCUAAAUACCAUACAUCAAGUUGGAAUGGUGGAGGAAACAGAAAGAAUUAUUUUACUUGGGAAUUUCAAUUCCAAACAUUUUUCGAAGGCAAAGAACUACAGGGACACCUUGAUGGGUCUGAUUCUAGACUUACUGGCAGUGCUAAAGUAGCAGAGUGGGAGAUGAAGGAUGCACGCAUUAGGAGUUGAAUUUUGGGAACUACGGAAUCCCACAUAAUUUUGAAUCUCUGCCCCUCUAAAACAGCCAAAGGUAUGUGGGAUUAUUUGAAACGGGUUUAUAACCAAGAGAAUGAUGCUGGAAGGUUUUAAUUGGAAUUUGAUAUUGCAAACUACAAUCAAGAGAGCUUGUCUAUUCAAGAAUACUACUAUGGUUUUUAUUAAUUUGUGGACUGAAUACUCUGAUAUUGUGUAUGCCAAAGUUCCUGUGGAGUCAUUGUUUGCUAUUCAAAAGGUCAAUGAAAUAGGCAAGAGAGAUCAGUUUCUGAUGAAA
This is a messenger RNA of Phoenix dactylifera (date palm), 2089 nucleotides long. RefSeq lists its product as uncharacterized. Gene Ontology annotation, molecular function: ribosome binding; GTP binding. Lineage: Eukaryota; Viridiplantae; Streptophyta; Magnoliopsida; Arecales; Arecaceae. The record is from RefSeq and is a predicted model, not a curated record. Gene Ontology annotation, cellular component: cytoplasm.